GGUAAUUUUAUAACCCUUUGACUAAUCUAUUAAAAAGUCUAGUUUAUAGAUUAGGUAAACAGAACCUACAUUUUAGGUGUUUCCAUUUCUUUGUAAAAAUUGUCUAAUUAUCAGUUUUUGGAAAUCUUGUAACAAUUACUUGAAAAUGCUAUUCUUGAAUGAACAUAGAUUUUUGCCUCAAAAUAUUUGAUGGUGAAACAUUUGCUAGGCUAUAUAUUGCCAGGAUUUAAUCAUUUUCCCUUAGCUCAGGUUAUUAGAUAUUAUAAAAGGAGGUUAAACUUAUUUUUUAUGCUUUAUUGCUCAUUUUUAUUGUCAUUUAUUUUACUUAACUGCCCGGUACUGCACAGCUGUGGUUUUGAAGAAUCUGAAUACCUCAGCCACUUUUAAGAAUCUCUGCCAUAAUUUGGUUCGGUCUUAAGGUUAGAUUUUUUAAAAUAUAUAUAUGUUGGGCUAAAGGGUAUUGUCUUAGAGUAUCAUUUAUUUACAUAUCCUUUUAGCUGACACAUGAUCCCAUAUGAUGUUAUUAUUUUAAUGUUUCUUUUCAAAUUAAAAUAUGGGAAAAGCAGCUGUAUGUUGGCACAUUUAAUCAGACUUAAACCUGUUUUGAGGAAAUGAUAAUUUCUUUGAAAGAAGUUAUUAUUUCUCACUGACUGGCUAAACUACAUUCAUCUGUUACCACUUUCUAGUGGACUGUUUCCAAAGUUUAUUCACAUGAACUGUCUUCCUGGUGUGAAUUCUGUGCGGAUUUGAGGUGGUAAGAUUGUUGUCCUACAUUCAAUGAAUGAGUACAUCCACAAGCCAAAAAGAGAACAUUUUUCUGAAAAGAAACAUUGGUGUCCAAAAAUAUUGGAUACCUAGUUUCGUCUAGGCUGAGAGGAAGAACAUUAUGAAUCUUCAUAAGAUUGCUAUGGCCAUUUUGUUCUCUGCUUUGUCUACAGUAUAGGUGACUGACUUUCCUGUUGUAAUUGUUGAGCACUCUGAAUCAUGAAGUUCUUCCUUUUGAAUUAUUCCAUAUUCAAAGAUUACAUAAGGUCCUGUGCUUUGGAAAUUUUUAAAAAUCUAUUCUGCCUGCUUAAAAAAAUUACUUUUAUUUCCCCAUAAAGAUUUCAGGAUUUUUAAAUACGUUUGUGUUCAGCUCAUUCAACUGGAUAGACAACUUUGCAACACCAUCCAGUAGGUUUUCUUUACUAGUCCAAGCAUAAGUCUGUUUUAAAAUAGUCUAUCCUGGCUCAGUGCCUGUAGCUCAGCAGCUAGGAUGCCAGCCGCAGACACCAGGGCUGACAGGUUCGAACGUGGCCCGGACCUGCUAAACAACAAUAACUGCAACAAGAAAAUAGCCGGGCGAUGUGAGAAUUGUUUAAGCCCAAGUGUUAGAGAUUGCUGUGAGCUUUGUUUAAGCCCAAGUGUUAGAGGUUGCUGUGAGCUGUGACAUCAUGGCACUCUACCGAGGGCAACAUAAUAAGACAUUCUCAAAAGCAAACAAACAAAAAAACAGUCUAACCUAGGUUUGGUGCAGAUAUCCCAUGUGGCACAUCUGUGUUAACACGGUGGUAUAGCACGGAGAGUGGAGGGGUGGAGAUUCUGGAUGCCGUCGGGUGAGUGCGGGGUACUAUGAGGCUGACUGGACUCUGAGGACAUACUGAGCUGAGUGAUUCGUAACCGUUGUCUGGCCUGUGUGCUGUCACUCAUCCAACCUGUGAACUGAUUGUCACCUGCCUGGUAACUCGGUGUGGUGUAAACUGCUCUUAACCCCUUGCUGAAGAAGAAAAUAAUCAUAUAAGUGGAACUCUUUGCAUCUAUGUGUGCUUUCUUUUUUAUGUUAUCAUUCCUUCCUCUUUGCUAUUUUGGAGGCUCUCAGAUGGAUCUUCUAAUUUAUAAAUGUCAAAUAUAUUUUUGUAUUAGAUUGUGCCUAUGAUGAGAUAAAUCUUUAAUGUAUAUUUUAUGUAUGCUGAAUGCAUUUUUAUAAGUUGACAUACUUGGAGGCAUGGUCUGAUAAUGAUAUAAUAUGUACCUUGCUGGUUAAUAGAUUCAAGACUUUACCUUUUGGGAGGGGGUUAGUGAUCUUUUCUUAUUUUAGCAAGGGAUAGCUAAGUCUUCUGAGUAAGCAAUGAUAACUCUGCUGGGUCACGGAAAAUUAGAUAAUUUAUUGUCACAAAUUGUAGAAGUCGAUCAUUUAUAGACUUUUCACUUUUGUAUUUCUGACAACUUAAAAGACAAUGAGUGUUUGAUCUUUAAAACACACACAGGUAUUUCCUUGGCUGUGUAAACUUUUACAGUUGAUUUCUCCCUUAAGCAAAUUAUGAUGGCAAGUAUUUAAAUAUGGCUUUAUACGAUGAAGACACACGUUCAACAAGUCGCGUUGUACUGUUUUGGUUUCUGUGGAUGGUAUAGUUUUUAGAAAGAAAAUUGUUAAACCCAGAUCAUCCAGGAAGAUGUGCAGUAGAGGCAGAUGCUUUACAAACUGAGAAGAUGCAAUGCAGACGCAGCAAAGGUUGAGGGCGCAAGAGAGUAGAAAAGAUGUGCCCCCUCUUCACUCACGUGUGCAAAAAUCACCAAGAGCACAGUUUCACUGGCUUCUUAAUGAAAACCAGCGAGGGCUGAGCUCCAUAACCUAGUUGAUUUGGGUUGAAAUAGAAGCAACACACUUGUAACCCAGGUGACCUCUAAAUAAUGCUUAAUUUCUGGGUUCUAGUAGGAGUUGGGAAGGCAUUUCUAACAAGCUCCUGAGAUGAUUCAAAUCAAGAUGGUUUGGAUCACAGAAACAUUGCCCUAGGUCAUCUUUUGCUAAGUAUUUAAUAAAUCUGAGAGAAGAAUCAGACAGGAACAAAAUUAUUCAGUAAGGUUAAGCUCAGUAGGUAUCAUGGGGCCACAGAGGAAAUGCUUUUUCUAACCCACUGACUUCCUAAGGUAGGAGAUUUCCGAGCUGAGUUUUAAAGCAGAAGGAUGCAGUGAGGUGAACAUGAUGGCUGGAUGUGAGGGGCGAAAGCACAGAGGUGAGAAACAGCACCCAUGUCUGUGCCUGGGGAGAGUCAAGUGGGGACCCAGGGGUGAGAGAUGGGAGAGGUAUGCAGAGCCCACACCAAGCACCCUGGACUUUUGUAGUGUAGGAUUUGGGGUGUGGGGAGGGAGACAGAAGAAAACAAGAUGAAUUUGCAUGUGUGUUAGAUCAGAGUGACCAAAAUGGAAAUGAACCCAUGAGCAAGAAGAUGGUAAAACUACCUCAAAUCAUUAAGAGUUCAAGAAAUCAAAGCAGCAAAUGAGCGAUAAGUUGAAAUUUCUUGUUUAAAUGUUUUCACUGUAACAAUCUUCAUUUCAGCGUAAGACAAAAACAGUCCUUGAAGAAAUGAGAAUACAGGCUUGCUUCUGAGUUACACCCCUCGUGGGUGUUCAAGAUGACCCACCAAGAUUAGGCUACACGACCAGGAGCAUCUCCAAUUACAAACGACACCAUAAAUAAGUUGAGAUUACAGACAUCCUGCCAUAAUGAUUUCUUCAAAGCCCAGACUUGUCGUACCCUAUGGCCUCAAGACUCUGCUCGAGGGAGUUAGCAGAGCCAUUCUCAAAACUAAUCCACCAAAUAUCACCCAAUUUGCAGCAGUUUAUUUUAAAGAACUUAUUGUGUUCAGAGAAGGGAAUACUUCUCUGGAUAUAAAAGAUCUGGUUAAACAGUUUCAUCAGAUUAAAGUAGAGAAGUGGUCAGAAGGAGGGACACAAGAGAAGAAACCAGAAUGUGUAAAAGAACCAGAAGGAAAAUCUGUAGUUCCUCAACAGCCUACACGGAUGGAAAAAUCUACAGACACAGAGGAGGAUAAUAUAGCCGGGCCACUGUUCAGCAACAAGACCACCCAGUUCCCGUCAGUCCACGCUGAGGUCCCAGAGCCUGAGCAGGCAGCUGAAGCAGUUCGUGGUCCUUGUUCCAAGCCAGCCACCCCAAAGACUGCGACCCCACCUGUGUCACCGUCUCCUGCAGGGGUCUCUCCAGAGUUUGCCUACGUCCCAGCUGACCCAGCUCAGUUUGCUGCUCAGAUGUUAGCAAUAGCAACAAGCGAAGCAGGACAACCACCACCAUAUUCUAACAUGUGGACCCUUUAUUGUCUAACUGAUAUGAAUCAACAGAGUCGCCCAUCACCGCCACCUGCGCCUGGGCCUUUCCCCCAAGCAACCCUCUAUUUAUCUAAUCAUAAGGAUCCGCAGUUUGUGCAGCAUCCACCGAAAGUCACUUCUCCAACGUACGUGAUGAUGGACGACAGCAAGAAGACGGGUGCCCCCCCUUUUAUUUUAGUAGGCUCAAACGUUCAGGAGGCACAGGAAUGGAAGCCUAUCCCUGGACACACUGUUGUUUCACAGGGGGACACCUUGAAGAGAUACGCUGCAGUGCAAGUGCCCGUUGCUGUUCCUGCAGAUCAGAAAUUCCAGAAACACCCCCUAAAUCCCCAGAAUGUUAGUCCUCCCACGAGUGGACAAGAUGUCCCCAGACCACAAAGCCCUGUUUUUCUUUCACUCGCAUUCCCAGUAGAAGAUGUAGCCAAAAAAAGUUCAGGAUCUGGUGACAAACGUACUCCCUUUGGAAGUUACGGUAUUGCUGGAGAAAUUACUGUGACUACUGCCCAUGCUCGCAAAGCAGAAACUUAAAACUGGUAGGUAAAUUUUCCUACCAUAAAAUGUGGGCCUUAACACACUUGAGGUUUCAGCAUUUUGUUGACCUGGAGAUUUUUGAAAAAAAUUAAAUUGAAUGACCAUGGAAUGAGUUGGGGGAUGCUCUAAUGUGAUGUGGUUAUUGUUUCCACCAGGACUAAUGAAUGCACAGGUGCACUGCACCGCAGGGACUCACAAAAAGGGUUUGGUGCCCACUAUGUGAACCAACCGAGCCAUCAACUCAGUCACCUUUGAAUACCUGGUCUGUUGUCUAACACCAUGGUAGAUGGCCGCAAUGGGGAGGGAUUCUUAAAAGGGACAAGACAAUCUAGUUGGCAUGUUUAAGGAGUUGGGAGGAGCAGGGACAAGCUGGGAACAUGGAGAGUAAGAGAAGUGCUGGUUAUAUGGAGCACCGAAUAGCGUGGACAGGUUGGAAACACCUUAAAGAGCUAACGGGACAAAUGAAAUUAACUACAGGUUAAGACAGUUUUAUCACUCACAUGUCAUUUUUAAAUUUUUCAUUCAACCAGUAAAAUUCCAAGCCCUAUGCUAGUCCUUCCUCCUUGUGUGGACAGUAGAGUGAGCAAAACAUGGGGCACUAUGGUAUGUGAAGUACUAUGAAAGUAAAGUACUGAUAAAGUCCCUCAAUAGUCACUGUUAAAUAGUGUAUUCUGGCCAGGAUGCAAAUGGAUACCUGAGCAGGGAACGCUGACCAUGACCUUGGGCAAGAAAGGGCCGUGGGGAAGAAAGGGGUGGGGGCCGAGAGACUGCAAAAGCAGGCCAUGGAGGGCAUCCUGCAUACCAAAGACAGAUUGGGGUUGAAAAUUCAAUGGGAAGUCAGCACCAGUGUUUGGUUUAAGCAGAAGAAUGAUAGAUUCAUGUUUUUAUUAGACCCCUGGCUCCUUGUCUUAGAUACCAACAAAUUCAGUUACUAAAACAAUUUGUGGAAAUUUAAGCUGAUCAGAGAGAUGGACAAAAACUAGACUUCACUCAUAGGCAGGGUCAACUACUUUUAAAAGGAAAGAGAACUGUUUACAAAAUAUCUCAGGGCUAUGGUCUUUCAGCGGAAUUGCCAAAUGGCUGUUUUCAGCAUGAAUUAACUAAGAGCUUGGUAAUAGAGCAGGAGGGUAUACUUUGCAUUUCUGAUCUUCCACUCAAUUCCAUGUUCCGUUUAAUGAUUAAACAAUUCAAUGUUUACAUUGUUUCUAACAGAUGCUGAAAAUGACGCUGUUUGAUUCAACAGUCAAGGUGGAGUUGGCCACCAAGUGUAAUAUAUCAAUAAACUUCACGCAAGCAAUAAAA
Molecule: messenger RNA, 5937 nt
Organism: Nycticebus coucang (slow loris)
Lineage: Eukaryota; Metazoa; Chordata; Mammalia; Primates; Lorisidae
Gene: CABYR
Product: calcium binding tyrosine phosphorylation regulated
Exons: 5
Coding region: 3484-4632 (382 amino acids)
Biological process (GO): sperm capacitation
Cellular component (GO): sperm fibrous sheath; cytoplasm
Molecular function (GO): calcium ion binding
Source: RefSeq, a predicted model, not a curated record